GUAAUUGAAAUCAUAUCUUAAUAUUUUGGAUGAGAUAGAUUUAUGGCGGUAAGAAAAAGACAAGAUCACCCUUCAAAUGAGAAAAGCAGAUUCCAGGCCUGUGAGGGCUAAUUACAUGUAACAUGGUUUCAUAAUAUAUGAAUAUAUAGUAUUUUAUUUUCCCACUUUAAUAAUAAUGGUGAGACUUUCAUUCUCUCAAGGCAUCGCCUAAUAAUAGCAUUCCCUACACGAAGCAAAGAGAUGGAGAUCAAUGAAGAAGGUUUGUUCGAAGAAUUAUUAGGUGUGAGAGGAGAGAAUUGGGACACAAAUCCAACAGAUAUGAGUGGGAUUUUCUCUAAUGGCACCUGGAACUUUGAUGAUCACAAACCUUCAUCUACCUUUCUUCCAUUGCCAUUUCACCAAGAUUAUACUUACAACUUCAAUCCAAUCUACUGUCCCUUUGUUGAUGAAUUCUCUUCACAAAGCAACACAUUUGAUACACCCUCAUUCCCACUCCAACAACAACAUGAUGACCAAGAAUCCAGAUUCCUUGUACAUCAACUUCACAAGUUGGAUGUUAAAGCUACUUGCAAAACCGAGCCUGUUCAAUCACCUCACCCCGACAAUCCAGCUAAAAAGUUGGAAAGGCAGCCUUCAAAGAAUCUGAUGGCUGAAAGAAGGAGACGAAAAAGGCUAAACGAUCGUCUUUUGAUGUUAAGAUCCAUUGUGCCUAAGAUAAGCAAGAUGGACCGUACAUCCAUACUUGGGGAUACCAUAGAUUAUACCAAAGAGCUCUUGGAGAGGAUCAAAAGUUUGCAGCAAGAAGUUGAAGCAGGUUCAAACAUGGAUCACAUUUUCAAGGGUGAAAAACCAAAUGAAAUGAUAGUGAGAAAUACACCCAAGUUUGAGGUUGAAAGAAGAAAUGGGGAUACAAGGAUAGAGAUUUGUUGCAGAGGGGAUCCAGGAUUGUUGUUAUCAACCGUAUCAACAAUGGAAGCAUCGGGGCUUGAGAUUCAACAAUGUGUCAUUAGUUGUUUCAAUGAUUUUGCAAUGCAUGCUUCUUGCUCUGAGGAUCUGGAACAGACAACAUUAAUGAAGUGUGAAGAUAUAAAGAAGGCAUUAUUUAGAAAUGCUGGCUAUGGUGGAAGAUGUGUUUAGGAACAAUACUAAACAACAUUCUGCUGAAUUUCUCAUUUUCUUCCAUAAAAUCAUUCAGUGAAGUUGCCUUCAGAAAAUCCAUUUAAGGGCCUUGAAAGACAUUACCAUUUGUAAUCAUUUCAGCAAGAAAUAGCAUGUUUGCUCUUUUUUUUCUUUUUUUGAGGUAUUCGUGUUAAAUAUCUUUUUAGAUACACAUAAUUAUAUGAAAAACAUCUGAAUUUAAUAUUCAUAUUUUAAUUA
Molecule: messenger RNA, 1377 nt
Organism: Gossypium arboreum
Lineage: Eukaryota; Viridiplantae; Streptophyta; Magnoliopsida; Malvales; Malvaceae
Product: transcription factor bHLH93-like
Exons: 4
Coding region: 241-1137 (298 amino acids)
Biological process (GO): regulation of DNA-templated transcription
Cellular component (GO): nucleus
Molecular function (GO): sequence-specific DNA binding; DNA-binding transcription factor activity; protein dimerization activity
Source: RefSeq, a predicted model, not a curated record